Molecule: messenger RNA, 507 nt
Organism: Pelobates cultripes (western spadefoot toad)
Lineage: Eukaryota; Metazoa; Chordata; Amphibia; Anura; Pelobatidae
Source: the annotation of a GenBank genome assembly
AUGAGCAUGGCAGGCUCGACACAGGGCUCUCCGGCUGGGGAUGCACUCACCCAAAUAUCUGCUGACUUGGCGGUCAUCUCUAUGAGUAUGCUUACCCAAAGGGACAAGGUCAAAAUGGUGGCCGAGCUCUGGUCCAUUAUCCGAGAGGAAAUCACAGCGGUCCGCAAUGACUUAGCUGCACUUGAGCAAUGGGUGGACGACCUAGAAGUUGACCGCCUGCAAUCGAUACAACACCGCCAGGCCACUGACUUUGCUGCUACCAGGCAAGACAAUAUCAUCCUCGACCUUCGGCGCCAAGUUGAGGACCUCAACAACAGAGGCAGUUGGAAUAAUUUACGUAUGGAGGGGAAUCGCCACAUGAGCUCCUUACAAGCCUGUUCUCCCAAUUGCUCAGAGAAGAGGCCCUGCCUGACUUCAGUAUCGAGAGUGCAUACCGGGCCUUGUGGGCCCCCAGAAGAGAUGGCCUACCCAGAGACAUCGGAUGCUGCCUACUUUCAUUCCAGCUGA